UUGCAGGGCGAUGGCGGCUCCAGGCCAGCAGAGGGCACUGUGGAGAGCACAGAGCACAGCAGGCUGUGCUGGGGGCGGGACUUCCAGAUCCAGCGGGUGCUGACAGCGUUUAACUCUGCGGUGACCGGAGAGCGCGAGAUCCUGCUGGAGCGCUACCUGGAGGGCUGGGAUGAGCUGGUGAGGUUCCUGGAGGCUCUGGGGACUGUGAUCGGCUUCAUCUCCCAGGAGGUGAAGGGCAAGCUCGGGCUGGUGAGGGAGCUGCGUCAGGGGGCCCCCGCGACGGAGGAGGGGGGCCCCUACCGGACCCUGCGCUCCAUGAUGGCUCACGAGCUGCGGGAGGGGCUGGUGGAUUUCCGCCGGCAGUCCCCCUCCGGCUGUCGCACAGUGCUGCGGCUGCACCGCGCCCUGCACUGGCUGCAGCUGUUCCUGCGCAGCGUGGGCCGCAGUUCUGCGGGGGACAGCAUGGGGGCGCUGUGCAACGUGGCUUAUAACCAAGCACUGGCGCCUUACCAUAGCUGGCUGCUCCGGCAGGCCGUGGGCGUGGCUCUCGUGGCGCUGCCAGACCGGGCGGAGUUCUUCAGGAUUGUGUGCGGGGCGGAGGAGGAGGAGGAGGAGGAGGAGAGGGAGGAGAGAGAGAGGGAGGGGCGCCAGCUCCUUGAGAAGACAGUCCUGGCUAUCACAAGGGUUUAUAAUAUUACACAAGAGGCGUACCAGGCUAACGGCAUGCUGGACUUGCCCUAACCGCCCCGCCCCGCCCCGGAGCAUCGCAGUCGAAGGAGCAGCCACUAGCAGAGGAAACAGCCAGCUGUCAACACAGGCGGCUCUGGUAAACUGGAAUACGUAUCAGAUGAGCGACUCUCGCACUGUGCUGUGGAUUUAGUGACUGCUUGUGCAGAUCAUUGAUCGAUAAUAGCAAAUAGUGCCAAAUUUAGAAAUAUUGUAACAGUAAUAAAAUAUAAAAAUGAA
Polyodon spathula (Mississippi paddlefish) is the source of this 966-nucleotide messenger RNA. Its product is annotated as ceramide-1-phosphate transfer protein-like. Gene Ontology annotation, molecular function: ceramide 1-phosphate transfer activity; ceramide 1-phosphate binding. Gene Ontology annotation, cellular component: cytosol; membrane; cytoplasm. Gene Ontology annotation, biological process: ceramide transport; intermembrane lipid transfer. The record is from RefSeq and is a predicted model, not a curated record. NCBI's taxonomy places the organism in Eukaryota, Metazoa, Chordata, Actinopteri, Acipenseriformes, Polyodontidae. The transcript is spliced from 2 exons. The annotation marks the transcript as partial.